Phymastichus coffea is the source of this 4271-nucleotide messenger RNA. RefSeq names its product histone-lysine N-methyltransferase PR-Set7-like. The record is from RefSeq and is a predicted model, not a curated record. Gene Ontology annotation, molecular function: histone H4K20 methyltransferase activity; protein binding. Lineage: Eukaryota; Metazoa; Arthropoda; Insecta; Hymenoptera; Eulophidae. Bases 798 to 1574 code for a protein of 258 amino acids. The transcript has 3 exons.
AUAUACAUAGGAGGAAAGUGAACUACACCAUAUGAGCCAUACUUCAUGUGUACUAGUAAAUAAAUUUGAUACAAAAAAUAACACUAGAACAUUUAUAUGUAAGAUAAACAAAUUGUGUAAUUUGCAAAAGAUUAAUUCGUUUACGGCUUGAACCUUAUUUAAACAUCCCGUGUCCUUCCCACUACCGCAAAUUUUCCUUGUAUAUAAUCAUCAUAGUUACUCCGUCGCGUGAAAGUCUAGUGAUGAUGAUGUGAUGUUGCUCUAGGCUAGCACUCCUCACCUUUAAGUUAAAGAAUGAGGAGUGAGAACUAAGAAUGCGACUAAAUUCUGAUGAGUGUAGUGGACGGAGCCGUAGAGUUUAGAGUUUUGAGUGUCGAUUAUCCUAUGAUCGUGAAGAGAAAUUGUAAAAAUAUUUGAAGCCCAGUGUAUAAUUCUUACAUUCAAUUAUUUCACGUGAUUUGGCGAACAAGAAGACUCGGAGACAAGGACAACAUAUAGAUUAAGUGGUGCGCAAGACGGUGACAAGAAAACUGUGCGCCCUGCAACUAGAGCAACCUCAUUAUUUCUGAAAUCUUCAAUAUUAAAUCCUGUCACCAGCAUAACAAACUAAAUAAACGUGCAUUGGGCAUUGUAACGUAGCGGUAAGUAGCAGUUGCAACUAUGAAUUAGGAAUUGACGAGGUCAUCACAACAUAAAAAACUGCGCGCCAAUUAAAUUUUGUUGCUGUUGCACAGUGCAUUCCAUUGAUGAGUGAAAUCGUGUGAAUAGAAAAUAAAAAGUCGAGUGAGUGCGUGAAUAUGUUGGUGAAAAAUUUGGUUGAGACUCUAGAAGCAGCCCACGAUGCUCCAAUUCGUGGAUGCUCGACGCCACAUUGUAUCAAGUUGCCUACUGUCGAGGAACUAGAUUCUGACUGCAAACAACGUCGCAAUGACUUUAUGGCUGCGGGAGCGACUCUCUCCGCAGCAGUUCGUCAGCCAACCGACAAACUCGCUCAAGUUCUCGAGUCAAAAGGCAGAAAGAUCAUUCAGCAAAAGCUUCUCAGCGAGAACCAUAAGCUCACCGAAUACUUUCCAGUGCGUCGCAGCAUUCGAAAAUGUAAGAAAGUUGUUCUCGAAGAGCAACAACGGGACCUUGAAAACAAAGUGCUCUGCGGCGCUGAGGACGGGCUACAGGUCAGGCAUUUUCCCGGAAAAGGACGCGGAGUGGUGACCACUCGAAAUUUCGUUAAAGGGGAGUACGUUGUAGAAUAUGCUGGGGAACUUAUUGAUUUGACAACAGCAAAAAAAAGAGAAGUCAAAUAUGCUAAAGAUCAAAAUGCAGGUUGCUACAUGUAUUACUUUCAACAUCGCAAUCAACAAUACUGUGUCGAUGCUACAGCUGAAUCCAGCAAAUUUGGAAGGCUAGUUAAUCAUUCUCGUAAUGGAAAUUUGACAACUAGAAUUGUGACGGUUAAAUCUGUACCACAUCUUGUGCUGAUAGCUAAAGAUGAUAUACCUGUAGGAGUAGAAGUAACUUAUGAUUAUGGAGAUAGGAGUAGAGAAUCUAUUCGUAAUCAUCCAUGGCUAGCAUUAUAGUAAAUUUUAACUGAUAGAUUUUUACAUGUGUAUUAUAGCUGAAUAACAAUGUGUGAUUUCUAAUUUUUUUUGAAUAUCAAAGCUUUUGAUACAAUUUAUCCAUCUACAACAGUACUUACCAAAUAAUAUCAAUAUAUUUAAUAGAAUCAGAUUGAUAUGAUUUAUAAUUCAAAUUAUAAUGUAACUGUUUGGAUAUGACCUAAAACUGUGAGCUGUUAUGCAAGUUAUUUGUUCAAUUAUUAUGAACAAUAAGAAUAAUUUCUUAUAACACUAUUAACUUCAAUAUUAUUAAUAUUCAAACGAGUAUUAUUAGAAAAUUAUAUGUACAUCAAUUUCUAAAAAAUCAAAUUUAGUAAUAGUUUAAUCAGUUUCUUUGAUUACAAGUGUAUACGUUUUGUUAUUUUUUAAAAUUUAUUGUUAAUUUUAUCAAACUUUCAAUAGAAACAAUUUUUUAAUGUGCAAAGUUAGGAAAAUUGUUUUCUAAAAUAAGCACCAGUUUUUACUUUUAUUGUAAUAUUUAUUUGCAACAGAUUCUUUUAUUUUAUCUACUUAAUGCAAGAUCUUAAACUUGCUAUAAUUCAGCUAUUUUUUUUUAUCAAUAAACACAACUCUAACAAAAGGUUGAUAAAUUCAAGUGUAUUCAGCAUCACUUAAGAAAUUAUGCACCAUAGAUUAUACUUAUAUAUUAUAAGAAUGUGCAUGUCAAUAUACUUGACAAUAAUCUCGUUCAAGAUUAUUUUAUAGUUUUAUUAUAUUUAGUAGCUCAAGUAACUUUAAUAAUCUUCUUUUAACAAAUAACUACGAAGUUCAAGCAGUUUCCGAAAUGUUGAUAAGUUAAUUGUUUACCGUGAGAUUUAUUUGUAAUAAAUCUUUAUUAAAGAUUUGUGCUAGGUUCGAAAAGAUCAUUUACAAGAUCAAUCUAGGCUUAACAAGCUAAUAUAAAACGAUUAAUAACGAGGUGAAAAAAUUGAUUGUUUAUUUAACAUCUGAGUGUUCAGUGACUAUGCAGGAUGCAAGCAAUUCUAAAACAUACAUUUACUAUGUUAUUAGUACAAUAAUAAAUAAUCUAAUUAUAUUUCUUUAGCGUGGUGCUUGUCUAAUGGUCGAUGCCUAACGUCCAAUAUCUCUAUAUAACAAGCCCUUAAGGCCCCUCCAUGUACAUUCGAAAAUUAAUUUAAAAUAUUAUUUUCUUAGGAAUAAUCGUAAUACUUUUAUCACACUGUUUCACCAAGUUAUACCGUUUUCUCGGUAUUGUAAUCCUUAUUCGCGGCUAUAAACUUUGGAGCAAAGAUCACCUAUAAUUUAUAUAUCUAUAGCUAUUGGCGGCAAGCACAGACUAAAAAGUUGAAGUGGAGGCGUGUUGCUGUAGUUAACUAAAUUUAUCUGUAGCAACCGAUUACUCUCAACAUCCGAUAAUAGAAUAAUUUAGUAUUAUUCGUGUGAUUUAAUCAAUUAGAUGAAUUAUUUAUUUGAUGUCACGAAAUUGAAACAACAUCAGUGUAACAGUCGAAUCUUUAGUGAUUAUUUAAUUUUGUAUAAUCAACAUACUUAUUCAAAUAUUUGGUAGGUUGAUUGCAUGUAAAAUAAAAUUCGUCGGAAAAAUACUAGGCACGAUUAUAAGUGAAUGUUUCCUACGUAAAACAUGAAUGACAAAGAAAUAAUGGAUAAUAAUUAAAUAAUUUAGCGUUGAUUAGAAUACUAAUGAUAUAACAUAAGUUAUGAAUAGGUUAUCUACAUAUAUGAUACUUGAAUAAUUUUAAUAUACAUUACAUACGCAAUUUUUAAUUGUAAUGUAUAUUAAAAUUUAUUCAAAUGUAAAUUAUUGUACAAAUGUCAUUUAUGUAAAUAACCUAUUCAUAACUCAUGUUAUAUAUCAUUAGUAUUGUAUAUUAGUAUUAAGUAUAAAUAAAUCUUUUUUAUAAAUUGAUAUAAAUGUAGUUCUGAAUUGUUCGUUAUUUUUAUCAAAUUAUUAAAAUUAUUUAUCAUGAUAGAGGAAAUUGAUAGGUAAUGUAAAAAUUGUAGUUUUCUUGCUGCUCAAUUAUGUGCUUAUUUAAUUAAUGGCAAUAGUAAUCACUUUGUUUAAGUGACUCGACGUAAUAAUUGAAAGUAACUUUAAAUUUGAUAUUAAUAAAAUAUUUUUCGAUACUCCGUGCGCAAAAUGCGUCGUUCCCGCACACUCGGUAGAAAAUGUGCGUUGAAAAUCACACUUUCCACACGUCGUAUAAAAAAAUACGGUACGGCACAUGCUCGGGAAAGAGUUUCUUGUCUCGUGUACCUUUCCACCCUCGUCUCGCUCGGGUGUAAACGCCCACGAGACAAGAAUCUACUUUCCCGCACUUGUAUCGUAAUGUACUAUAUAUACAUGGUCGUUAUACCAAUAAACGAUGUCAUUUUUUUGCAAAUAAAAACAUAUUCAUAAUGAUAACAGCAAUUUAAUAACUGUUGAGUGUGGAAUAAAAAUACGUGGAAAUAUUCUAUUUGUUAUUUAUGUAAAAAUCGGAGUUUUCAUUUAAAAAAUCGUACGAGUUGGUUAGUAUUAAAAAAGUAUCGAUUAAAUCACAGAAUAUGGUAGUUUAAACUUUGAAGUAUACGUGAAAAAAUCGCGGUAAGUGUCAAUGGCUUAUUUCCAAGGUAGUGUUAAUGCAAAAAAAGCUUCAAAUUUAGACUUUUUUAAUGACUUUCUAAUGAACUAAUACA